This is a messenger RNA of Mytilinidion resinicola, 1626 nucleotides long. Its product is annotated as retrograde regulation protein 2. The record is from RefSeq and is a predicted model, not a curated record. Gene Ontology annotation, molecular function: transmembrane transporter activity. Lineage: Eukaryota; Fungi; Ascomycota; Dothideomycetes; Mytilinidiales; Mytilinidiaceae. The transcript is spliced from 8 exons. Gene Ontology annotation, cellular component: membrane. Bases 1 to 1626 code for a protein of 541 amino acids. Gene Ontology annotation, biological process: transmembrane transport.
AUGGCGGCCUCCAUCUCAAGUUCUGCGUCUCAUAUCACUAUCGAGCCUCCGAAGAACGCGGGAGUGGAAGUAACCACGGCGCCUACUCCGUCGCCAGCAGACAAAAAUGAGAAUGGAUCGUCGACCUACAGAGCGGACUUCCUCAGUACCUUUACACCGGAAGAAGAGAAGAAAAUAAUGCGCAAAGUUGACUAUCACAUUCUGAUGCUAUUCGGACUCAUUUAUAUGGUCAAGCAGAUCGACGUAAACAAUGCCUCAGCCGUCAAAGUCAUGGCCGUCGGAAAGCCGACCAACAUCCUCAAACAACUCCACAUGACUGCCGAUCAGUACAACUGGGUCCAAUCAAUCUACUACAUCUCCUACAUCAUUUUCGAGCUGCCCUCCAACUUGCUUCUUAAGCGCAUGACGCCCCGAGUCUUCCAGACCCGCAUAUGCUUCGGCUGGGGAGCAAUCCUUGCAUGCCAUGCCGCAGUCACCAACCGUCAAGGCCUGUACGCCGUGCGCUUCUUCCUCGGCGUCGCGGAAGCUGGACUGUUCCCAGCACUCAUGACGCACCUGUGUUCGUGGUACCGCGGGGACGAAAUGGGGAAGCCAAUCAUGUGGCUCUUUGGUAUUUUCAACCUCGCGGGUGUCCUAGGCUCGUUGUUGGUGUACGGGAUCUCUUACUUGGACGGAAAGCAUGGGCUAAGUUCCUGGCAGUGGACCUUCAUCAUUGAAGGCGUCCUGACCAUGGGCUUCGCAGGUGUCGUCUACUGCCUGUAUCCCGACUAUCCGCGCUCUGAACGCACCUCCAAGUGGCUCACACCCCGAGAGCAAGAAUUCGUCGAACUUCGGCUGACGGAGAACGCACCUCUGACGUCGGACAAGGCUUUCUCGGCCAAGGAGUCCAUCGAGACGUUGAAAGACCCGCGACUAUGGGCAUUCAUGUUUACGCAGGUUUGUAUGAACACUGGUGGUUUCGGACUCAGCUGGUUCCUGCCGACUAUCAUAACGAACCUGGGAUUUGUUGGCCUUCCGAGGAAUCUGCUGCUCAUUAUCCCAACUGCUGCUGGAGCGAUUUUCGCCAUCAUCUUCGCUGCGUAUAUCCUGAAGAAAGCCUGGAUACCAAGGCCCCUCUUCACUCUUUCCAUCAUAUUCUUGGAAACCGGUUGCUUCGCCAUCUUCCUGGGUACUCGUGCACGCGGUGGCAUAUAUGCUGCCUGCGUCCUAGGGACAAUGUUUUCCGCCGCCGAAGCAAUCCCUUUUUGGGCUUGGCGCACAUCCUCUCUCAAGGGAACAACCGGUACCGCGUUCGCCUUCGGCCUUCAGUCCGGCAUCGGCCAAUUAGGCGGUGUGAUCGGGCCCCAGAUCUUCCGGCAAAAGUACAAAGCCGAUGGCUACAAAGUGUCCUACGGGAUCUGCUUAGCGGCCAUCGCGGCUGGGUUCUUUGGGGGCUGCUGGUGUUGGUACAUAACACGUAAUCUUGAGACGGAUGUGAGGAGAGUUAGGAAGAAUAGGAUCAGGGCUGCGAAGGAGGGAGAGUUGUAUGUGAAAGAUGAUGUGAAGGCUUUUGAAGAGAGGGAGUUUUAUAAGAGAGGAGUACGUGGGGCAGAAGGGAGGGACGCGGACUUGGUUGCUGAAGUGUAG